AUGGCGGUAUUUACGGACAAUGAAGAGUACAUACGUUAUUCAAUAUUAGGUGUCAUUUGGCUUAUUUAUUUCUGGGAACUUUAUUUAAGUUUACGGCAGAGGAAAUUGAUGCAAAAAUUGACAUCGCUACCUGCGUCGUUAGGCGGCUUGAUGACUGAAGACUUGUAUCAAAAAGCCAGAAUUUAUGCGCUUGAUAAAAAUGCUUACAGCAAUAUUCAUGAUCUUUUUGCAACGGUUGUUAAUACGGUUGUAGUACUUACAUACGCAUUUUACUACUAUUGGCAAUGGGGUCUCAUGAUGACAAAAUUUCUUGGGUUAGAUACAUCUAACGAAAUAAUAGUUAGCGCCUGUGUAUUAAUUAUCAUGAACACAGUAUCAACAGUUAUUGAUAUGCCAUUUAAAGUAUACAAUGUAUUUGUGCUUGAAGAAAAACAUGGCUUCAAUAAACAGACGGUGAAAUUUUUCAUAAGAGACCAGCUUCUCAAAUUCGUGGUAGGCCAAGUGAUCGGGCCGCCAUUGUUAUGUGGCUUAGUAUGGAUAAUCAAAAACGGUGGUGACUAUUUCUUCUUCUACGUUUGGAUAUUCACGGUUGCUGUCACGCUCUUCAUGUCAAUCAUUUAUCCCGAAGUGAUUGCCCCACUGUUUGACAAGUACUCGCCACUCCCAGAAGGCGAGCUGAAGCAGAAGAUUGAAGCACUCGCAGCUUCAUUGAACUUCCCGCUGUACAAGCUGUAUAUCGUAGAAGGCUCCAAGAGAUCAUCUCACAGUAAUGCUUACAUGUACGGGUUCUACAAGCACAAGAGAAUCGUUCUUUUCGACACUCUCGUCAAAGAGUACUCUCAGGCAAACGUUAAUCCUGAUGGAACAGGUAAAGAUGACUACGGCUGUGAAGUUGAUGAGGUCCUUGCCAUUUUAGUUCAUGAGUUGGCGGACGCUUUUGGCAAAAAGCUUGGCCACGCAGCAGCAUUGAAACGUGCAUUAGUAAAAUUACACAAGGAUAACUUAUCAUUCCCGUUAUAUGACAAGCUCUACUCGGGCUGGCACCACAGCCACCCACCUCUACUCGAGCGUCUCGAAGCACUCGACAAAUACGAGUAG
Molecule: messenger RNA, 1098 nt
Organism: Cotesia congregata
Lineage: Eukaryota; Metazoa; Arthropoda; Insecta; Hymenoptera; Braconidae
Source: the annotation of a GenBank genome assembly